ACUCUGGUCUCUGGAAGCGAAGGCACUCGCUUCUCGCACUCGCACCAAGCGCACUCGCUUCUCUUGAGUAGCUUCUCCCCAAGCUCCUCCACCAACCCCAGAUUGGGCAAUGCGAGAAAUGUCUUGAACUGCAGCCCUUUUGGAGGUGUGCACAUUGUGCCACGUGCCAUCGUUCGCACAGCAGCGCCCCUUUAG
Trichoderma harzianum CBS 226.95 is the source of this 195-nucleotide messenger RNA. RefSeq lists its product as hypothetical. The annotation marks the transcript as partial. The record is from RefSeq and is a predicted model, not a curated record. The transcript has a single exon. NCBI's taxonomy places the organism in Eukaryota, Fungi, Ascomycota, Sordariomycetes, Hypocreales, Hypocreaceae.